AAAGUGGAAAACACUGAGGAUAAUAUGCCAACUGUGUGGUUCUCUUUGAAAAAGUCUCUACACUGCAAAUCAGAGCCAUCAGAUGUUCAUGACCCAAAAUCAAGGAAGCACUUGAGCACAAUCUUGACUAAAAGGGAAGGGACAGGUAGGUCAGGUUGUUCCAGGUCCAUAGCAAAUCUCAAAGAUGUUAUCCAUGGAAGCAAGAGGCAUCUAGAGAAGCCACCAAGUUGUAGUCCAAGAUCCAUAGGGAGCAGUGAGUUCCUCAACCCAAUAACACAUGAAGUGAUUUUGAGUAACUCAAGGUGUGAGCUGAAAAUCACUGGCUAUGGAGGAUUUCAAGAAGGGGUUGGCAGUGAUGGUGGAGGUGGUAAUAAUGGUGGUGCUAAUUCAACCUUUGUUGGCACUUUAAGGCCUGGGACUCCUGGCCCUGGAGGGCACCCUACAAUGCACUACUUCAACCCUUCUUUUAGGACUUCAUCCACUCCUCCAAGGAAAUCUCCUUUCCUUCUAUCAGAUAAAGAAGGGUCUGGCCUGCAUGGUGUUGGACUUCAUUCAGGAAGUAGGUUGUUUCUUGAGACAGAUUCUAAUGGUUCUUCUACUGUGACUUGCCACAAAUGUGGUGAGCAAUUUAACAAAUGGGAUGCUGCUGAAGCUCAUCAUCUUUCCAAACAUGCUGUUACUGAACUUGUGGAAGGUGAUUCAUCAAGAAAAAUAGUGGAGAUAAUAUGCAGGACGAGCUGGUUAAAGUCUGAAAACCAAUGUGGUCGAAUUGAGAGAGUUUUGAAAGUCCAUAACAUGCAAAAGACUUUGGCUCGGUUUGAAGAGUACAGAGAGAUGGUGAAAAUCAAAGCCAGCAAACUCCCCAAGAAGCAUCCUCGAUGUCUUGCUGAUGGGAAUGAGCUAUUGAGGUUCUAUGGAACCACUGUUGCUUGUUCUCUUGGUCACAAUGGCUCUUCUAGUCUUUGCCUAUCUGAAAAAUGCUGUGUUUGUAGAAUUAUUAGAAAUGGUUUUUCUGCCAAGAAUGAGCUCAAGGGUGGAAUAGGAGUUUUCACUACUUCCACAAGUGGAAGGGCUUUUGAAUCUAUUGAGGUUUUUGACCAUGACCCAUCACUAAGAAAAGCAUUGAUAGUGUGCAGAGUAAUUGCUGGCAGGGUCCAUAGACCUCUUGAGAACAUUCAGGAAAUGGCAGGUCAAACAGGGUUUGAUUCAUUGGCUGGGAAAGUUGGUCUUUAUUCAAAUAUUGAGGAGCUUUAUUUGCUCAAUCCUAGAGCUCUUCUUCCUUGCUUUGUGGUAAUUUGUAAACCCUGA
Messenger RNA from Gastrolobium bilobum, 1308 nucleotides. RefSeq lists its product as uncharacterized. The transcript has 2 exons. NCBI's taxonomy places the organism in Eukaryota, Viridiplantae, Streptophyta, Magnoliopsida, Fabales, Fabaceae. The record is from RefSeq and is a predicted model, not a curated record. Bases 25 to 1308 code for a protein of 427 amino acids.